Messenger RNA from Siniperca chuatsi (mandarin fish), 2885 nucleotides. Its product is annotated as leucine-rich repeat-containing G-protein coupled receptor 5-like. The transcript has 15 exons. NCBI's taxonomy places the organism in Eukaryota, Metazoa, Chordata, Actinopteri, Centrarchiformes, Sinipercidae. The record is from RefSeq and is a predicted model, not a curated record. The coding region runs from base 1 to 1707 and encodes 568 amino acids. Gene Ontology annotation, molecular function: protein binding.
AUGCACCUUCUGGUUCUUGUUCUCACCUGGGUGGGGGUAGUUGAAGGUGGGAGGGUGAACAGCAACUGUCCAGCUGUGUGCAGGUGUGAAGGUGUCGGGAUGCUGCAGCGUGUCGACUGUGUGGACGUCGGCCUGAGAUCAGUGCCCUCCAACCUGAGCAGCUUCACCUCCUCUCUAGAUGUGAGUAUGAACCAGCUGUCGGAGCUUCCUGCCCACGUCUUCAGCAGCCUCCACCACCUCCAUGAGCUCCGGCUGGCAGGAAACACUUUGACAAAGAUCUCCAGAGAUGUUUUCACAGGACUUGUUGGUCUGAAGCUGCUAACUCUGCAGAACAAUCAUCUGAAGACGGUUCCCUCUGAAGCUUUAGAGAACCUGAAGAACCUGCACUCUCUACGUCUGGAUGCUAACUUCAUCUCCCGCCUGCCGGCCUCCUCCUUUAAAGGCCUGGCAUCUCUGCGUUACCUGUGGCUGGAUGAUAACAUACUGACGGAGGUUCCUGUUCUCACUCUGAGUGCUCUGACGGAGCUUCAGGCUCUGACUCUCGCCCUCAACAACAUCAGCUACAUCCCCGACCGAGCGUUUGCCUCCCUCAGCCAGCUGCUGGUGCUACAUCUCCGUGACAACUGCAUCCACUCUUUGGGCCGGAGGAGUUUUGAUGGACUGCACAACCUGCAGAUGCUAGAUCUGAGCUUCAACAGGAUCAACAGUUUUCCUGCAGCCAUCAAAUGUCUGAGCAACCUGAGAGACCUGAAUCUUCAGAACAACAACAUCCGAGUCAUCCCAGAAAACGCCUUCUCUGGAAAUCCUUCCAUCGAGACCAUAAACAUCCAGAACAAUCCUCUUCACACGGUGGGACACUUGUCCUUCCAGCUGCUGCCGGAGCUCCAGACGCUGUCUCUGAGUGGAGGCAGCAUCACAAAGUUCCCAGACUUCACUGGCACCAACAGACUGGAAACUCUCUCCAUCACAGGCAGCCACAUCUCCACCGUACCUGACACCAUCUGUGAGGAGCUGCCCAACCUGCGCAAACUUGAUUUGUCCCAUAACCUGAUCCAGAAUCUGCCCAGCUUCAGCAGCUGCACAAAGAUACAAAACAUAGAUCUGUCCUCCAACUGGCUCUCCUCCGUCUCUCUGAUGAGUCUGCAGAGUCUCACACACCUGAAACUGUCUGGACACCAGCAGCUGAGAGUCUCCCACCAACACAGAAUGUCCGAGCUUCCUGUUUCCUUCCAUCUCUGUGUGUUUGUUCGCUGUGAAACGUCGAGCAGCUCGAACUCUGUCGACAGCAGCAGUCCGUCCGCAUGCUGUCUGGACUCGUCUCUUUGGCUGCUUCACUUCAGUGUCUCCUUCAUCUUCAUCGUCUCCAUCGUCUUCAACCUGCUGGUCCUCCUCUCGCUCCUCCUCUCCUCAGAUCCCCCUCCUCCCUCCUCCCAGCACGCCCUCGCUCUUCUCUUCUGGUUUCGGCUCGUCGCAGGUCUCUCUGGUUCCAGCAUCAUCAACACAAACUGUUUCUGUGGAUCCAGCCUGGACACUGAUCCAGGAUCUGGACUCAGGAUCUUCCUCUUCUGUCUCUCCUCUGAGAUCUGUAUCUUCAUCAUGAUGGCCGUCGUUUUUAAGAACAGAACCUGGACAAAGAGCUGCGCUCAGAUCAGCUGUGCAGUCAUCUACAGCUUCACUCUGAUGGUUUUACUUCUAAUUGUUAUGUAGGAGAUCAACUUCUGUUCUCCCUGUUUCCUCUUCAGACACUCAGCUCUGACGCUGUUUAACACUUCCAGUUUCCUGUUUAUGAUCGUCACCCAUGUAACCCGUCGCCGCCAUCAGGAGGAAGUGACGUUAAACCAGAGAGGAGUCCAUGUUGCUUUAACCUCCCUCCUCCUCACAAACACCACGCUCCUCCUCUCUGCCUCGCCUCUCUGCUCAGUCCGGAUGUUUCCACAGCGUUCAUCAUCAUCAUGUCUCUCCCCUCCUGUCUGGAUCCCUUGCUCUACAUCAUCCUCAGUCCAGGUUUCAGUUUCCUCCUGCAUACGUCACAGAAAACUGAUCAGAGAUCAGAGAAAUCAUCCCGUCAGUCAACACAAACCUUCGUCUCUGUUUCACUGUAAAAAACUACAGAUCGAGAGGUGAAGCCUCGCUGAGUUACGCUGAUGACCUUGUUCUUCUGUCUCCUUCUGAACAAGAACGACAGCAACAGCUGGACAUAGUAAUAAAUAUGUGCCGUGAACGCACUAAAAGAAAAAGCUCAAAGAGCUCUAAAUGCAAUUAAGAGAAAAUUUUAUAAUUUCCAAAUUCCAGUUAAAAUGUGUUUUAAAAUAUCUGAUAGUGUCAUCCGGCCCACUGCGCUGUCUGGUGGUGAGUCUGGGGUCCACUCAGUCACCAGAGCUUCACCCGCCGGGACAAACGUCCAGCAGAGUCUCUACAUGCAGGACUCUGCAGAUACAUUUCACACAGAAAAACACCAACAUGUGGAGCAGAAUCAGGCAGAGACCCGCUGAUCUUAACAUUCAACAGAGAGCGCUCACAUGUUUUAAUCACCUUAAAUCCAGAAGCCCUCCAAACCCAAGAGCUGAGCCCAGAACAGAGUCCCCUAUCGCAGCUGGUGCUGAGACUAACUGCCCCUCCUCAGACACUCGGACCAGUCUCACAGCAGCACUGCUUUCCAAACACCAAUCAGAGGAAACCAAAUUACAACACGACAUAAAGAAACCUGAAUCUGGAUCACUGGACAGAAGAAACUAAAAGCCAAAGCAGAUCAGAAAGUUAUCUGGACCUGAAGAGAUGAUGAACUGGCAGAAUCUGUCUCUGCUGUCAGAGACAGGAAGCAGAGACAGAUCCUGACCAAGUACAGGCUCAGUGUCCACAGACUGGCAUCGAAACAGGAAGACACA